AUGGCAUAUAAACUGAAGAACAAAAGUGUUUCACAGUCAAUUGAAACUUUGUAUUUAGACGCUAAAUUGGCUGAUGUGAGUUUCGUGUUCGAAAUUGAUGGUGAAACCCAUGAAGUGACUGCACACAAGCUCAUUUUAGCUGCAGCCAGUCCCGUGUUCCACAGAAUAUUCUAUGGACUAAUGAGAGAAAGUCGAUACGUUAAAGUUUCUAGUGCUACUAUCGAUGGAUUCAAAGAAUUCCUGCAGUUUUUCUAUUUGAAACGAGUUACAAUAUCCAUGGAACAUAUCGAAGAAGUUAUAAAUUUGGCCAAAAAAUACCAUAUGUUCGAGUGUAUCAACAGUUGUGUGCGAUAUAUUGAGAGUAAAUUAACGAUGGAAAAUGUAUGCUGGGGAUAUCAAUUGGCAAUGUCGGUUGAUAAUGUCCUGUUGCGGCAAUUUUGCGAGAGAAUGAUCAGCACGUCACCACUGGAUGUAUUCCAAACAGACUCAUUUCUUCGUUGUGAUCGAAACAUUUUGAAAAAUAUCCUGCUAAUCGAUUUGAUGCUAUGCAAAGAAACUGAUGUGUUGAACGCAUGUUUAUCCUGGGCACGAUCUGCAUGCAAACAAAACGAUCUCGACGAAAAUGAUCCUAAGUGCGUAAAAUCUCAACUCGGCGAAUGUUUCUACCUGAUACGAUUCGAUGCAAUGAAAACGGAAGAGUUGGUUGGAAUUUUGGCCGCACAUCGCGAUUUAUUCUCAUCGAGUGAACUGGCGGAUAUUUCAUUCAUGUUUAGUCAAAAUCUACGAUCAAAGCCAUUGGAUUAUUGGCCACGAAACCAAGAGUUGAUGUGCUGGCGAGAGAAUUCAAUCGAAGAUACACCUUACCACAUUCAAAGCAUGGAAUCUCUUUGGUUCACAGCCAAUAAACCACUUCUGUUUGGUGCAUUUUGGUGCAAAGGUCUGUUGAAUAAAUAUUCCCAUAGUUUUUCUGUGAAUUUUCAAUUAACCAUCAUUGAAGUAGAUGACGAAUCGUCCGAAAGCAAUACGCUCUUCACCAAAGAGGUGACACUCAUUAGAAAAAUCAAAACUAGAAUCGCCAUACCACAGCCACUGAUUAUUUUGCCACACAAAGUGUACGAAAUUCGCAUGGAAACUGAGAAUUGUAAUUACUAUUAUCAUUGCGCAUUAUGGAACUCGGAAGUGCAAUUGGAUGACGAUCUCUGUGUGAAAUUCCAUCAAAAUGAUUCAAUUGGGAACAGCAAUCGACGCGGUUUGGUUUCGUGCUUGAGUUUUAAACGACUUUAG
Molecule: messenger RNA, 1284 nt
Organism: Sitodiplosis mosellana (orange wheat blossom midge)
Lineage: Eukaryota; Metazoa; Arthropoda; Insecta; Diptera; Cecidomyiidae
Product: BTB/POZ domain-containing protein 6-like
Exons: 1
Coding region: 1-1284 (427 amino acids)
Biological process (GO): neurogenesis
Cellular component (GO): cytosol
Molecular function (GO): protein binding
Source: RefSeq, a predicted model, not a curated record